AUGGUCCGCGCCAUCUUUCUUGCAGAACCGCCGACGCCGACGCCGCUGCUGGCUGGAACCUGCCGAUCCGGACUGGACCGAGCGCGAUGUGAGUGGGUUCUCCGAUUCCGAAGCUUCCGGUUCUGCCGGGCGGCGGCUGACUGGCCGAGCAGGGACACCGCCCUGCCCUCGGCCACCUCCCUCCAACCCGCACUGCCCUCGCCCAAGCAGGGCACCCCCGCCGGCCCCCCCACCCAUCUCUACGCCAGGAUCCCCGAGCGCCAGCGGCUCGCCGACGGCACGCCGGACUACAUCCAGCUCAUCCUCAGCUCGAAGGUCUACGAGGUCGUCAAGGAAACACCGCUCACCCAUGCCGUCAACCUCAGCGACCGCUUCGGAGUGUGGAUCGGGAUGAAGAGAGAGGACCUCCAGCCUGUCUUCAGCUUCAAAGUCACUCCCCUCUCUCCUCCUCUCCCCCACCAUGCCUCAAGCUCACCCCGACCGUCUCUCCCCUCCAUUCCGCUCCAGAUACGCGGCGCGUAUAACUUGAUGGCCCAUCUCCGCCCCGAAGAAAAAGUCAGCGGGGUCAUCGCAUCCAGCGCAGGUGCGUGUCCAAGCGUGCUCCUGAUCGCCGGGAGACUGACCAUCCCCCGCCUGCUGCUCGCCCAAUCAACAACAGGGAAUCAUGCCCAAGGCGUCGCAAUGUCAGCCAAAGCCCUAGGGAUCAAAGCCACCAUCGUCAUGCCUCUGGCCACGCCUUCGAUCAAGUAUCGAAACGUCGGUCGGCUGGGCUCGACGGUCGUCUUGCACGGGAACGAUUUCGACGAGGCCAAGCGAGAAUGUAGCCGACUAGCCUCGGAGAACAAGCUCACCAACAUCCCCCCAUUCGACGACCCACACGUGAUCGCCGGCCAGGGCACCGUCGGGCUCGAGAUCCUCAACCAGCUCGACAUGCACACCUUGGAUGCAAUCUUCGUCUGUGUCGGCGGCGGUGGAUUGCUGGCCGGGAUCGCAGCGUACGUCAAGAAGAUCGGCCCACCCGGGCUCAAGGUGAUCGGCGUUGAGAGCGUCGAUCAGCCCGCGAUGAACCAAAGCUUGGCUAGCUCGGCUCGGCUCACGCUGAACGAAGUGGGCCUGUUCAGUGACGGGACGGCCGUCCGGGUCGUCGAUACCCGAUCGAUCCCUGAGCCGGCUGGUGCCCUCGCCGUAGCUGGAGUCAAACGAUACAUCCAGAAAAACAACCUCAUCGGCUCCGGGAAGCGAUUCGUCUCGAUCGUCAGCGGUGCCAACAUGGACUUCGAUCGGCUCCGCUUCGUCGCCGAACGCGCCGAUCUCGGCGAGCAGAGGGAAGCUUUGCUCAGCGUCAUCGUCCCAGAACAGCCGGGCAGCUUUGUCAAGCUCCACUCUUAUCUCCAUCCACGUCCAGUCACCGAGUUCUCCUACAGAUUCUCGUCAACCUCGCAGGCUUUCAUCUUCGUUUCCUUCCGCCUUUCCUCUCUCUCCUCGGCCACGCUUUCGCCUGGCGAGGCUAGACGACAAGAGAUCGAGGGCAUCUUGCAGGCCGUCUCCGACGAUCCCCUAGGUAUGAAGCCCCGCGACAUCUCGAAUAACGAGAUGGCCAAAAGCCACGCCCGCUAUUUGAUCGGCGGUCGGGUUGCCGUCGAAAAUGAACGGCUGAUAUCGUUUGCCUUUCCUGAGCGCCCUGGGGCACUGAGAAAGUUUUUGGUGGUCUUAAGUGGGGCAGAAUCCGAAUCAACAAAGUUCAACAUCACUCUAUUCCACUACCGGAACCAUGGCGGCGACUUGUCUAAAGUUCUCGCUGGCAUCCAAGUCCCUCCCGCAGAUCAAGACCAUUUCGAAAGCUUCUUAGAAAAACUUGGAUACCCGUUCACCGAUGAAACUGAAAAUGAAGUAUACAAGGAAUUCUUACUGGCCAAAUAG
Puccinia triticina is the source of this 1920-nucleotide messenger RNA. RefSeq lists its product as uncharacterized. The record is from RefSeq and is a predicted model, not a curated record. Bases 1 to 1920 code for a protein of 639 amino acids. Gene Ontology annotation, biological process: L-threonine catabolic process. Gene Ontology annotation, molecular function: threonine deaminase activity. NCBI's taxonomy places the organism in Eukaryota, Fungi, Basidiomycota, Pucciniomycetes, Pucciniales, Pucciniaceae. The transcript has 6 exons.